GACAAAAAUAGUUUUUUAAAAGAAUGUAUCUAAAUCUCAAACGAAUUUCUUAAAAAUGUUUUUAAAAAUCACAAUUAAUUUGCACAUAAUUUAAUUAUUGUAUUAUAAUAUUUUUUUAAAAUAAAGUGUUUAAAACACAUUUAAUAUAGUCAAUCAAAAUAUUUACUCAUCUAAAAUUUCAUAGAUUAGUAAAAAAAAUUUAGAAUAAUAAAGAAAAUACACCACGUAUGCAAUAAAUUUAUAUUGUAACUAAAUAAAGCAUUCUAAUUUAAGACGGGAAUUCCACAUCAUUAUUGUUUUUGUUUACAAUUUUAAAAUAAGUUUUUAGUUUUAAUUAAAAAUAGUAAAAAAAAGUUUAAAACAUGCUUCCACUACCACUUUCACAUAGAGAUAAUCGAAAUUUUGUUUACAGAAUUAAAGAAAAAUUAAAUGGUUGGAAACGUUUAAUAUUUUCAGAUAGAAAUUCAAGAAAUUUAUUAUUAUUUCUUUUACUUAAUUUAAGUUUUGCAUUUGUUGAAUUAUUAUAUGGAGUAUGGACGAACAGUUUGGGUCUGAUAUCAGACUCAUUUCACAUGUUCUUUGACUGUACUGGUCUUUUGGCUGGUUUAGCAGCAUCUGUCAUCACAAAAUGGAAAGCAAACGAACGAUACUCUUACGGUUAUGUAAGAGCUGAAGUUAUAGCUGGCUUUGUUAACAGUUUAUUUUUACUAUUUAUAUCAUUCUUUAUAUUGUCGGAGGCUGUUGAGCGGCUUAUUGAGCCGCCAGAAGUAAAACAUGAAAGAUUGUUUGUUGUAUCUGUACUUGGCUUUCUUGUCAAUUUAGUUGGAAUUUAUGCAUUUCAACAUGGACAUUCACAUGGUGGUGGUGGUGGUCAUGGACAUUCCCAUUCACAUUCCUCACAUGAAGAACACAAUCCUCUUAUUGAAAUAAACCAUGGUGAACAUGGUCAUAAUCAUGAAGAUGGCCAUGGACACGGACAUAGUCAUAAUCAAAAUCAUAACAGUAUGAAUCAUCACGGACAUAGUCACGGUGCACCAAUUGAUUUAGGUGGUGGCAAUUCACAAAUUAUGCGUGGUGUUUUUCUUCAUAUAUUAGCUGAUACAUUAGGUUCCGUUGGUGUAAUUGUAUCAGCGGUAUUAAUGCAAAUGUUUGGUUGGAUGAUUGCUGACCCAAUAUGUUCAAUAUUUAUUGGUGUAUUAAUUGCGCUGAGCGUACUUAGUUUGAUAAAAGAAUCAGUUAUGGUAUUAAUGCAAAGACAACCUGUGGGAUUAGAUCGUGCCCUACCUCAAUGUUAUCAAAAAGUUACAGGAUUAGCUGGCGUAUAUGCCGUACAGGAACCACAUUUUUGGACAUUAUGCUCAGAAGUUUAUGUUGGUGCUAUAAAAUUAGAAGUUUCACGAAAUGUUGAUCCGAGAUACGUUGUGACACAUGCAAGAAUGAUUUUUGAAUCAAUUGGAGUUAAACAAAUUUAUAUACAACUAGAUUAUGUGUGAUAAUUUGUAUAAAAUAGUCUGAAAAUAAAUUCUUAUAUUUUUAAGUA
Molecule: messenger RNA, 1540 nt
Organism: Condylostylus longicornis
Lineage: Eukaryota; Metazoa; Arthropoda; Insecta; Diptera; Dolichopodidae
Gene: ZnT86D
Product: zinc transporter 7
Exons: 2
Coding region: 363-1493 (376 amino acids)
Biological process (GO): zinc ion transport; transmembrane transport; intracellular zinc ion homeostasis
Cellular component (GO): membrane; Golgi apparatus
Molecular function (GO): zinc ion transmembrane transporter activity
Source: RefSeq, a predicted model, not a curated record